Molecule: messenger RNA, 1398 nt
Organism: Vigna umbellata (rice bean)
Lineage: Eukaryota; Viridiplantae; Streptophyta; Magnoliopsida; Fabales; Fabaceae
Source: RefSeq, a predicted model, not a curated record
UCAAUAACACUGUCACAUAAGGAAGAAAGAAACGUCCAUUACUGAAUCACAAAUGCAGUCCAAGAUCAGUGCUUUCUUCACAUCCACCCAAGAUUCCUCUUCUCCCAACAACGACCAUGAUUUGUCAACCUGGGAGAAUCAGCAACAUCACAUCAUCAACACCUACACCCGAAGGCGCGUAAAUCCUAGGCCCGGUACUUCGGAUCCCCAACCGGUAACACUCGCCAAAAACAAGAAGAGAAGCUACGCACAGUUUCAUCUUGAUUUUGGCCAAUCCGAUUUCCUCUUACGCUCGUGUUCUACAUGAGGCAUAAAGUUCACUCCCGGUGAUCCACAGGACGAGAAAUCACACAAUGAAUUUCACAAAUCAUACACGCAGGGAAUCCUAUUCAGAGGUUGGACCAAAGAAAAUGUUAUUCCUCUACCCAGUUUGGAUUCGGGUCGAGUCGUUUUAUUCUUGGAGACCGACCGGUCUUCUCACAGGAAGAAAGUUGAAGAGGUGGUGAGGAUGAUGGAAAUUGAGAUUGGAAGUGGGUGGAUACUUCACGAGCGCUGUAAGGUGUAUCUGUUUGUUUCUCUGAACAGGGUUGCUGGGUGUCUCGUUGCGGAACCAAUUGAAAAGGCAUUCAGAGUUGUGUCUGGCUCUGUUACUGGAUCUGUUCACAGUGCGAAGAAAAGGGGAGUAACGACACGCUCUACCACUCUUCAAUUUGGGAAUGUUAUUUUCCAAAGGGAGGUCCAUAGAAAAGUUGCUAAUGUGAGUGAUUCUGAAAAGAUGGAAGGGGCAAUCUUCUGUACCAGCGAACCAACCGCUGCUGCUGGUGGCAUUAGGGCCAUUUGGGUUACUCCCUCCAACAGAAGAAAAGGCAUUGCCACCCAGUUGCUAGAAGCAAUGAGGAAGAGUUUCUGCCCCGGUCUUGAGCUUGAACGUUCUCAGUUAGCAUUUUCCCAGCCUACCUCUGCUGGAAAGGCAUUAGCAGCUAGUUAUACUGGCACUGGUUCAUUCUUAGCAUAUUAGAGCCAACAAAACAGUUUAUUAGUGUUUACUUAUCUUGACUGUUAAUAGGUAUAAGCGUAAGUUAUUCUGGUAAAGUGUAACAUUUUUUUAGCUCAUAUAAGCCAUGAAUCUGUCAUCUCAUUGUAUUUUGUUGGUACAAAUUUGUCAUUGUGAGUGGAUUUUACCAUUUAGUUCUUGAGAGUCAAGAGUUAGCAUGUAUUGGAGAACAUCCUUUUGAAGACUAUAACUGUGACUGAUAUUUACAGAUGUAUUUUGAAACUGCAAACUGAAGUUCACACUUUCCAAGUACUAAAUUAGGGAGCAAGAAAUUGUAUCUUUUUUUUGUUUUUUAUUUUCUCUUUUGACUGUUUGCAGGUUUGUAACUUCAAGCCAAACACAGC